AUGCAACGGACGUCGUCAUAUGCUUCUGAAGGUUUCUGGACUACGAUAGAGCUGCUAGCAGGGCGUGAUAGAAGAAGAUCGGCCGGCGAUGUUGAAGAUACGCCUUAUCUCGAACCUCCGGCUAGAGUUGCGUCCGCUCUCAGCUUCGCGCAUCCUCAUGUCCGGGCCCGCUUGGAAAAGCAUAUGGGCUCGAACCUGGUGCGGCUCACAGACAAGAGCUACAUGACUGAAUUGGAAGAAAGAAUCCGUGCAGUUAAUGAAGAAAAUCUCAAUAAAAGGAUAUCUAGUAGAGUCCUCGAUGAAAUGGAGCGAUUGAAGCGUCUCAUCCUUGUUGGAAAGACACCGCUCAAGGAAUGUCCUCCUGAGUUAUAUAACCAUCCUGUCUUCGUAUUCUGGAGGAUGGUCAACAGGGAGGUCGCUAAGGCGUCUAAGAAGCGUGCUGAUGCUUACUACAGGAAACUUAAAGCCUCACAGAAAUUAGACCAAGCUCUUGAGGAAGAAGCGGAGGCUGAGGUAGCAGAAGAAGAAAAUGAACAAUUAAGCGCUGAACAGCUGCUCGCAAAGUGUCAUGAAGAAUUGGAGGAACUCAAACAGGCUGACAUCGAGAAAGGAGUGCGCUUCACUGACGAGCAAUUUGCCCUACUCAAAUACGAGACGAACGAUGUCAAAACGUUGAAGAGCCUUACGACUGUAGAUGAAUUGUAUGCUCUGGCGGAUAAGAUCAUAGGCACAAAGCGUUUAUAAAUAAAUGUCAGCUCUGAAUAUUCAAUAUAGUGUAAGCGUACAAUGUGUUAAUUUUACUUUAUUUUGUGAUUGUAUUUUUGGUUAUGCAA
Molecule: messenger RNA, 833 nt
Organism: Zerene cesonia (dogface butterfly)
Lineage: Eukaryota; Metazoa; Arthropoda; Insecta; Lepidoptera; Pieridae
Exons: 5
Coding region: 1-744 (247 amino acids)
Source: RefSeq, a predicted model, not a curated record